GACAAUUAAAUAUCGGCAAUGUCAAGCAGAGAUAUCACGAAUUGAAGAAAAAUAUCUCUUUCAUAAUCAAAGAGAAAAUAUAUUACGUCUGUGUAGAUGAUGCUUGAUCAAGGUUUCACAAAUGAAAUGAAAUCUUCUAUCUUUUCUUGUUUCAAAGAAACAUCUCGAUCAAUUUCAUUGAAAUCUAAACUGUGGAUAUUGUGGUGAACAUUUCAACUCAGUUGAUAAAUUCAAUGAACAUAAACUCUUCGAAUGUUCAAAAUUGAUUGUUGAAUGUAUAUUGAAAGGCCUAGACAGUAAUGAACGAGUAUGAGUAUUUUUUAGAUGCAUUUAACAUCGAAAAAUUCGUAUUCUUAAGUUUAUUCGUGCCAAAAAGGAGAAUCAUUAUUUGAUUAAACAGUAUCAACAGGCCAUAUUUAAACUUGUUCGUCAAAUUUCAUCACAAUUCAAUGAUAGACAAAUGAAUAUUGAUCUUCCUCGAACAACAACUGCAGGAGCCUGUAUUCCUGCUACAGCUCAAUUUGAAGAAGUUCAUGAAAUGUUGCAUAUCUUGGCAGGUGGCAUCGAAGCAUUGGUCAAUAAUGAACAACGUCUAAGUAAUGAAUCACUCCAAAUGCAAAUUACACUUACAAUAUUGAAAGAAGAAUCAUCGAAAUAA
Messenger RNA from Rotaria sordida, 658 nucleotides. NCBI's taxonomy places the organism in Eukaryota, Metazoa, Rotifera, Eurotatoria, Philodinida, Philodinidae. The record is from the annotation of a GenBank genome assembly.